AUGGGUUUAGAUCGAUCUGAAGAAAAAAGAACUCAAGAAAGUGAAACUUUGUGUUUGGGUAGUCAUGUCUUUUCAAAGUCCAAGAAGGUUACCAUUGAAGCUGGUUUAAUUCAUGCUAGAGUCAGUUUGCUUCAUACUUCAGACCUAGAGAUGAAAAAAGUGGCUAUUAAAACAAUCAUAGCUGUUUCUAAAAUGUGCAAUAAUGACCAAUUGAGGAGCCUGGCGAAUGACUGUAGGAAACCUCUGCUCAAGCUUCUUGGAUGCAAGGAUCCAGAUAUAGUUGCUAUGUGUCUAGAGAUGCUGCAGUUUUUUGACGGCGAAUUUGGGUUCAUUGGGAGAGAUUAUGGUGUGGCACAACAACUUAUAGAUCUGCUGGCUCACAAGAAUCCUUCUAUUUGUAAGAGUGCUCGUUCUCUACUUACUUCAUUGGGGUACACAAUCAGGGAUGAUUCAGAUGAUGAAUUAUUGGACCCAUGA
Fragaria vesca subsp. vesca is the source of this 477-nucleotide messenger RNA. RefSeq names its product importin subunit alpha-like. The coding region runs from base 1 to 477 and encodes 158 amino acids. NCBI's taxonomy places the organism in Eukaryota, Viridiplantae, Streptophyta, Magnoliopsida, Rosales, Rosaceae. Gene Ontology annotation, molecular function: nuclear import signal receptor activity; protein binding. Gene Ontology annotation, cellular component: nucleus. The transcript is spliced from 4 exons. The record is from RefSeq and is a predicted model, not a curated record. Gene Ontology annotation, biological process: NLS-bearing protein import into nucleus.